This is a messenger RNA of Puccinia graminis f. sp. tritici CRL 75-36-700-3, 811 nucleotides long. RefSeq lists its product as uncharacterized. The transcript has 3 exons. The record is from RefSeq and is a predicted model, not a curated record. The coding region runs from base 1 to 708 and encodes 235 amino acids. NCBI's taxonomy places the organism in Eukaryota, Fungi, Basidiomycota, Pucciniomycetes, Pucciniales, Pucciniaceae.
AUGGGCCCCUCCCUACAUACUAAGCUGGCGCAAAUGAGCAUUGAGGGUCGCCUUGAUGAAUAUCGAUCAAAAUCCUUAGCUGGCCAUUGGACACGAGACUCAGUAUCCUCAAGUAGGACAACGGUCUCAACCAAUCAACAAGAGUUCGACUCCUCUCGCAGACACGUCUCGAACCGAAACACUAGAGAGAUGAAACUCUCAGCCAUCGCGCACACUGUCUUGGUGACUCUUUCGCUUUCAGGUGUUGUCAUCGCCCCCGGGUGUAUUGAGUGCCCCUGGCCUAACUGCCGCCAGGAGUCCACUUACGAACGUUUCAAGACAGGCUGGAAACCCUCCGGUCCCUGCGGAGAACCUCUGGGCGGGGGCGCAUACUGCCUGAAAGAACGCCAGAAGAGGUAUUACAUGUGCAAGGACUGUCGGCAAUGGUCUUCCCUCAAUGCCCGGCCAAGUCCAAAGACCCCUCUUCAUCUCCGAGGUUGCACCCAUAACAGAAAAGUUCCCCUAGAUCCUAAAACAUCACCCCUAUGCCAACCGGCACAACAAGAACCAUCUGGAUCGCAGCCUCAAGCUCAACCAUCUGGAUCCCAGACUCAAGCCCCAGUGUAUCAUAAAUUCUUAGGGCUUGAAGAAACUCCCCAACCAUCUCAGCCUAAUAGUAAUGCCCCGGUGUAUCACAACUUCUUAGGACUACCAGACCAUGACAAUUAGAAAAACAGAAAGAGAGAAAAAACAGUCCCCAUGUUCAAGAUAUAGGUCCAGUAGGACGUAGUAGAAUUUGCAUCUACACGUUUGAUGAAUUCAUAGGAUCACA